GGCAGCCUAUGACAUCAGCCGCGCACGCCUGGGAUGCCGCGGGGCCCCGCCAGACCCCGAGGAGGCGCAGGGUCCCGCCAGCUGGGAGCGGAGUAGCCCCGCGCGGCGAGGCCGCCACUUUUCUGGGGACACUGGUUUCGGUCACUGGCUGCCACUGUACUCCUACCCGGGGGAGCUCGCGGAGAGCUGGAUGCAUUCUGGGUUGUUAACCGCGGUCAGCUGGGCUCCCGGGAGCCCGUUCCUGGUGGAAGUCAGGGGCCAUCUGGCCAAGGGACCAGCGGCUCGCUGAGACUCAACAUGACACUCCUGGGGUCUGAGCACUCAUUGCUGAUUAGGAGCAAGUUCAGAUCAGUUUUACAGUUACGGCUUCAACAGAGAAGGACCCAAGAACAGCUGGCUAACCAAGGCAUCAUACCACCCCUGAAAAGCCCACCUGAAUUCCAUGAGCAAAGAAAACGUUUGGAUAGUGGCAAGGCUGAAGACACCCUGAAGCACAAGGUCAGAAACAGGUCCGGCCGCGCAGACGUGGUGAAAAUGCACAUACUCCAAGGCUCCACUGCAGAGAGAUCCGUUCCAACUGCUCAGAUGAAGCUGAAAAGAGCCCGACUUGCAGAUGACCUCAAUGAAAAAAUCGCUCUCCGGCCGGGGCCCCUGGAGCUGGUGGAGAAGAACAUACUCCCUGUGGAUUCUGCUGUGAAAGAGGCCAUAAAAGGUAACCAGGUGAGCUUCUCCAAAUCAGCGGAUGCGUUUGCCUUUGAGGAGGACAGCAGCGACGGACUUUCUCCGGAUCAGACUCGGGGUGAAGACGCCCAGGGCUCAGCAGGAUCCCCCCCUGGCGUGAAAGCUACAGAGCCCCCUUCGGCAGGCCCUCGGGGGAAAACCCAGGAUCUUAUUUCUGGCUCAGAAAAUGAAAGGAAUGACUCGGCCCGCCAGCCCGGCAACCAGUCAGACGCGGGGAAGCAGGGGCUCGGCCCCCUGGGCACCCCCGUGCCCGUCCACGCUGCUGUCAAGUCCAAGUCCUUGAGCGACAGUAAGAACCGCCACAAAAAGCCCAAGGACCCCAAGCCAAAGGUGAAGAAGCUCAAAUAUCACCAGUACAUCCCCCCGGACCAGAAGGCAGAGAAGUCCCCUCCGCCCAUGGAUUCCGCCUACGCCCGGCUGCUCCAGCAGCAACAGCUGUUCUUGCAGCUGCAAAUCCUCAGUCAGCAGCAACAGCACUGCUUCAACUACCCCGGGCUCCACCAAGCUCAGCUCAAGGAACCAAAUGAGCAGGUGGUCAGAAAUCCAAACCCUUCUUUAGCACCGCUGAGCAAUACCCCUUUGUCUCCUGCCAAAAACAGUUUUUCUGGACAAACUGGUGUCUCUUCUCUCAAGCCAGGCCCACUCCCAUCCAACCUAGAUGAUCUGAAGGUCUCUGAGUUAAGACAACAGCUUCGAAUACGAGGUUUGCCGGUGUCCGGCACCAAGACGGCCCUCGUGGAUCGGCUUCGGCCCUUCCAGGACUGUUCUGGGAACCCUGUGCCCAGCUUCGGUGACAUAACGACGGUCACUUUUCCUGUGACACCCAGCAACGCGCUGCCCAAUUAUCAGUCCUCCCCGUCCACCGGCGCCUUGUCCAACGGCUUCUACCACUUCGGCAGCACGAGCUCCAGCCCCCCAAUCUCGCCCGCCUCCUCUGACCUGUCGGUGGCGGGGUCCCUGCCGGACACCUUCAACGAUGCCUCCCCGUCCUUUGGCCUGCACCCGUCCCCGGUCCACGUGUGCCCCGAGGAGAGCCUCCUGGGCAGCCUGAAUGGGGCCGCCGUCCCUCCCGAGCUGGACGGGCUGGACUCCGAGAAGGACAAGAUGCUGGUGGAGAAGCAGAAGGUGAUCAACGAGCUCACCUGGAAACUCCAGCGAGAACAGAGACAGGUGGAGGAGCUGAGGCUGCAGCUUCAGAAGCAGAAGAGGAGCUACUGUCCCGACCAGAAGGCGCCGCCUUUCCCGGCUGCCCCCAUCAAGCAGGAGGACGCCCCCUCCAGCUGCCCUUGCGCGUCCCCGCAAAUAGCUGUGAAAAGACAGGGCGCCUGCGCGGAGGGCCAGCCGCCGGCCCGCGAAGAGGCGCAGCUCCUGCCGCGCGCGGACGCUCUAGGCGGCGCGGAGCCCUCGGGUCAGAGCGGCGCGCUGUCUUCCGCAUUCCUCAGCCCGCAGUGCUCGCCGCAGCCUUCGCCCCUCGGGGCUGUGAAAAGCCCGCAGCACAUCAGCCUGCCCCCCUCGCCGAACAACCAUUACUUCCUACCCGCGUCUUCGGGCGCCCAGGGAGAAGAGCACAGGGGCUCCUCGCCUGUCGGCAGCCAGGUGCGUACCGCACAGAACUCAGGGGCACAUGAGGGCCAUCCUUCAAGCUUCUCUCCUCAGCCUUCCAGCCUUCACCCCUCUUUCUCUGGAGUCCAGGCAGACAGCAGUCAUGGUGCCGGGGGCAACUCUUGUCCCAAAAGCCCAGGGGUACAGCAAAAGAUGGCUGGUUUACACUCUUCUGAUAAGUCAGGGCCAAAGUUUUCACUUCCAUCCCCAACUUUUUCUAAGUCAACUUCAGCAGUUUCGGAGAUAAGCCAGCCUCCAUCCUAUGAAGAUGCAGUAAAGCAGCAAAUGACCCAGAGUCAGCAGAUGGACGAACUCCUGGAUGUCCUCAUUGAAAGCGGAGAGAUGCCAGCUGACGCCAGAGAGGAUCAUGCAUGCCUCCAAAAAGUCCCCAAGAUACCUGGGUCUUCUCGAAGCCCUACCGCUGCCCUCCCCAAGCCCCCGGCUUCCUUCGAACCAGCAUCUGCAGGAGGCCAGCUCUCCUUCGAUCACUAUGGCGCCGACAGCAACGAGCGCCUUGAAGUCUUAUUAAAUUCCCAGAGCCCCCUGGGGAAGGUGGGCGACGUCGCCCUUCUGAAAUUCGGGAGCGAGGAGCCCCCUUUCGAUGGGAUGCUGGAUGGGUUCCCCGGGAAGGCUGCGGAAGACCUCUUCAACGCGCACGAGAUCCUGCCGGGCCCCCUCUCCCCCAUGCAGACUCAGUAUUCACCCUCCUCCGUGGGCAGUAGUGGUCUGCCCUUAAGCUUCACGGAAUCCCCUUGGGAAAGCAUGGAGUGGCUGGACGUCACGCCUCCCAGCUCCACCCCGAGCUUCAGCUCUCUCUGCACCGGCGGCCCUAGCAUCUUCAACAUCGAUUUCCUGGAUGUCACGGAUCUCCAUUUGAAUUCCCCGAUGGACCUCCACUUACAGCAGUGGUAGAUGCCUGAUGC
Molecule: messenger RNA, 3266 nt
Organism: Kogia breviceps (pygmy sperm whale)
Lineage: Eukaryota; Metazoa; Chordata; Mammalia; Artiodactyla; Physeteridae
Gene: MYOCD
Product: myocardin
Biological process (GO): cardiac muscle cell differentiation; positive regulation of transcription by RNA polymerase II; smooth muscle cell differentiation
Cellular component (GO): nucleus
Molecular function (GO): transcription coactivator activity
Source: RefSeq, a predicted model, not a curated record